AACAAAAAUAGAGUAUUAGAGUUGAUUUGAGUUUCCAAUCAAUCUCAAAUUUUCUCAAAUUUUGGAUUGGAUUGGUGACUCAACCGUUACCUCUAGUUGCUUUGAAUGAAAUUAAUCGAAGUGAUUUAUUGUUGUUUUAAUGUCAUAUCAUCGAAUUCAUAGAUGGUGAAUCGAGAACUCUAUAUAUGCACGUCGUCAAAGCGGGAAAGGGUUGAAAGUUGACAGAAAUGGAAGAAUCUGUCCAGAUCCGGUGAUUCAUCUAAUUCAUCUUCCAUCCCUUUCGCUUCUUCGUAUGCGACACGUAAACUGGGGAAGAUUUCGCUGCGAUUUCUGUUUUAUGAAGGCAAACAUGGAGGAAGGAGACGAUGGGGUGUAGGCGUUCGUAAAUUUUUCUGGAGAUUUGAGUAUCGACAGCCAUGAGUUUAUCGAGCUCAAGUUUCUUCACGGUGAGCGAACGGAUCUGUGCGGCAUUUAUACCAAUCAUUGCGGUUGUAGAGGCCUUGAUUUUGACGAUGAGCAGGUGCUUUGAUUGUCGCCAUGAGAGUGAGAAAGGUCGCCGCUGCCUUAGUGAACUUUCUCGGCUUGCUAGUGAAACUAGAUUUUCUACCAAUGAAGUGGAAGCGCUGUAUGAGCUUUUCAAGAAGUUGAGUAGUUCGAUUAUUGAUGAUGGAUCGAUUCACAAGGAGGAGCUUCAGCUGGCACUUCUCAGAAGUCCAUAUGGCGAGAACCUGUUUCUGGAUCGGGUAAAUGCAAUAAAUCAAGUUUUUGAUCUUUUUGAUGAAAGAAAAAAUGGAGUGAUUGAAUUUGAUGAAUUUGUCCAUGCUCUUAGCAUUUUCCAUCCCCAUGCACCUACUGAGGAGAAGAUUGACUUUGCGUUUAAACUCUAUGAUUUGAGGCAAACGGGGUUCAUUGAACGUGAAGAAGUUAAGCAAAUGCUUAUAGCAAUCUUAAUGGAAUCUGACACGAGGUUAUCCGAUGAACUUCUCGAAGCAAUUAUCGACCAGACAUUUGCUGAUGCUGAUGCUGAUAAGGAUGGAAGAAUCAGCAAGGAAGAGUGGAAGGCUUUUGUAAGCAAACAUCCAUCUCUUUUGAAGAACAUGACCCUUCCUUAUUUGAAAGAUGUAACGACGAUAUUUUCCAGUUUUGUUUUCAACACUGAGGUUGAAGAUUAAAAAUUUCACAGCCACUUUUGCAUUGAACUGAAAUCACUGGAUCUUACUUCAUUAGAACUGAGGAAGCAUCGAUGCGAAGGUAUCACUCAGGCCAAAACACUCUGGUUAUUCCAUCUGUGCAUUGUACAGUAGUAUCAUUUUCCAGGUUUUGUGUAUCAUUUCUUGCCAGCGCUCUACCAUUGUUAUUCUAGCUAGCUUGUUCAUAGCCUAAGAGAUGUGUUAGAAUCUACACAUGAAUGUAUUUCUUGACUUUGAUACCGAUACCGAUAUCGAUAUCGACAUCGACAUCUUUUUGUAUGCUUUUCUAGUUGUAACGAAGUUUUGGUCCUCUUCAUACGUGUACAAAUUGAGCACAAAAUAAAUGGUGAGUGAGCGAACAAAAUUAAUAAAAAUCGAGACGAUUUGUUUUUUCA
This is a messenger RNA of Cucurbita pepo subsp. pepo (vegetable marrow), 1585 nucleotides long. RefSeq names its product calcineurin B-like protein 10 (gene CBL10). The record is from RefSeq and is a predicted model, not a curated record. Gene Ontology annotation, molecular function: kinase binding; calcium ion binding. Lineage: Eukaryota; Viridiplantae; Streptophyta; Magnoliopsida; Cucurbitales; Cucurbitaceae. Gene Ontology annotation, biological process: calcium-mediated signaling.